This is a messenger RNA of Saccoglossus kowalevskii, 2385 nucleotides long. Its product is annotated as NAD(+) hydrolase SARM1-like. The record is from RefSeq and is a predicted model, not a curated record. Gene Ontology annotation, cellular component: dendrite. Gene Ontology annotation, molecular function: NAD+ nucleosidase activity; protein binding; signaling adaptor activity. Gene Ontology annotation, biological process: signal transduction; response to axon injury; negative regulation of MyD88-independent toll-like receptor signaling pathway. Lineage: Eukaryota; Metazoa; Hemichordata; Enteropneusta; Harrimaniidae.
AUGGGAAGUUGCGUCGGAUCGGAGAAACAGAAGAAAGAAACUCAGAUGGAUUCGUCGGCAAAGAUGUACUCCGAGCGCUCUGUCGAGCUGCCCGGGCCGGUAUUCUCUAGUGAUAUAUCAAUUGAGCCUAUACAGUCUGUUGAAGUGACAUCAGCUGACGGCGGUACAAUGAAUGUGUAUUCAACAAAAGAUUCAUCCUUUUAUACGACCACUACCAGCAUAGAAAGGUCGACCAGCAAUGGGGAACACACUGUACGGAUCAUGGAACGGCGAAUGAAAUUGAAGAAAAUAGCGUCUGCAGACAUAGACAUGGACACUAAAGCAGAGAUGCUGAGUGAGGCUGAAAGCCAGGUAGAGCGUGUGCAUGGAAUGGUAGCUGAGCUGGUUAUAAAAUUGAAAAACACCGAUGUUAGUGUGGUUAUUCAAGCAACCAAAGAUCUCUACAUACAGGUGGAUAAUGCCUGGAUUACUCCGAUAUAUGGUCGUGAUAUGGCGUAUGAUUUGUGUAAUACCCUGCGUCGGGAAGGAGGGUUAGACAUACUGUUGGAAAAUUGCAAAUCAGAAAACAUAAAUCUUAAACACAGUUCAGCACAGCUUUUAGAGCAAGUAUUAAUUACUGAAAACCGUGAUUAUGUCGCCAAUGUUGGACUUGAAUCUGUUGUGCGUCUGGCAUGUUCUCGAGAAGAAUUACUACUGAUGCAAAUCGGUACAGGCAUUUUGGAGAGUAUGUUUAAACACAAUGAAGACACUUGUUCUCGUGUUAUUGAAUUAGGUGGCUUACAAGCUGUCCUGUACUCCUGUAGACUAAGUGAUAAUAUAGUCCUCCAGCAUUGUGCUGCAGCGUUAGCAAAUUGUGCUAUGUAUGGCGGACCUGCCAAUCAACGCAGAAUGAUAGAACACCACGCCCCUGAGUGGUUGUUCCCACUUGCCUUCAGUAAAGAUGAUAAUAUUAAAUAUUAUGCAUGCCUUGCUAUCUCACUCCUGGCUGCCAAUAAAGAUGUUCAAAAAGCUGUUGUCAAUUCGGGAACAUUAGAUUUAAUUGAACCAUUUGUUAAUUCGCAUGACCCUGUUGAAUUCGCGAAAAGCAAUAAAUUCCAUGCCCAGGGAAGAGGUAGAGACUGGUUGAAGCGGUUGGUGCCAUUGCUGUCAUGCGAUCGACGAGAAGCCCAGAUUUUGGCCGCUUUCCAUUUUGCUAUGGAAGCAGGUAUAAAGAAAGAACAAGGCAAAUUACAGGUAUUUUCUGACAUUGGUGCUAUUGAACCAUUACAAAUACUAGCAAGUAGCAACAAUGAUAUUGCAUCCAAUUUCGCCAUCCAAGCCUUGACUGCGCUUGGAGAACAUGUGCCUGAGAAAUUAGGGGACAAUAUUGCUAACUGGGAAGUGCGUCAUGUGUCAAUUUGGUUGAAAGGCUGUGGAUUUGAAUCUUUUAUUGAGAACUUUUCCAACAAUCUGGUUGAUGGUGAUUUGUUGUUGACAAUCUCCAAUGCUGAGUUGACGAUUGACAUCGGAAUGACCAAUAGCCUUCAGAGAAGAAGAUUUACAAGAGAGCUGGCAAGAUUGAAGUAUAAUGCACGUUGGCGAGACCACAAAGAGAUCUCUAAUUGGUUAAAAGAUCUGGGACCUGAAUAUAAUCAAUACACCUAUAAUUUGGUGAAUUGUGGGAUUGAUAUGAACAUGUUGACGUUGAUAACUGAGGAACAUUUGACGUAUGAUGCAGGAAUUUCCAAUGGAGUUCAUCGGACCCGAAUAUUGAAUGCUGCAAAACCAGGUGAUUUUGAGAAAGCUUUUGACAGUCCAAACAAGUGUUUUAGUCCAGUUGGUACUGUACAGUUAGAUUAUAGACGUCUCAGGAAAGAAAGGACGGAUGUCUUUAUAAGUUACAGGAGAUCAACUGGUUCACAGCUAGCAAGUCUACUUAAAGUCCAUCUACAGUUGAGAGGUUUUACAGUGUUUAUAGAUGUAGAGAAACUAGAAGCAGGAAAAUUUGAUAAUAAUUUACUUUCUAGUGUUAAAAAUGCAAAGAAUUUCGUAUUGGUGCUAUCACCGAAUGCAUUGGAUCGUUGUAUCAAUGAUUCCGACCAAAAAGACUGGGUACAUAGGGAGAUAGUGACUGCUAUAGAGAGUAAGUGUAAUAUAGUUCCAGUUACAUGGGAUUUCAAGUGGCCAGCACCGGAGAAUCUACCUGAGGAUAUGAGACAAGUGUUGUUUUUUAAUGGGGUCAAGUGGAUUCAUGAUUACCAGGAAGCAUGUGUUGAUAAACUAGAAAGGUUUCUGAGAUCACAGGAGAAUAUACCCCAAGUAGACGGUACUUAUAAACCUAAACAAGAUGCGUGGUUCACUCAUGGUGGUGCAAGUGAUGGUCGUACCAGCAGCAGCACAUCGUAA